CUCUCAAUCUUCUGACCUGAUCUACCUUUCUAUUACGGUUUAUAUUUGGGUUUCCACAUUUUAGCUUUCUCUUCAUUUCUUGAUAAUGCAGGGAUAUGGGUCUGUGGACAUUGCUUGAGGGGCUAUUACUUCUUGCAAAUGCGCUAGCAAUCCUAAAUGAGGAUCGCUUCCUUGCUCCCAGAGGAUGGAGCUUCUCAGAUUUUUCAGGCGGCAAGACAAAAUCAUUUAAAGGCCAGUUUAUAGGUCUCAUUUAUGCAACACAGUACUUGAGGGUUCCUCUAAUACUUCUCAACUCAAUCUUCAUAAUUGUAAAGUUGGUUUCUGGAUGAUAACUAGGAUGGUCGGUGGAUGAAGGUAGUAUCCAACAGCUAGAACAGUCGGCAAAGCCUGGCAUCCAUC
Messenger RNA from Neltuma alba, 399 nucleotides. RefSeq names its product immediate early response 3-interacting protein 1-like. The transcript has 3 exons. NCBI's taxonomy places the organism in Eukaryota, Viridiplantae, Streptophyta, Magnoliopsida, Fabales, Fabaceae. Gene Ontology annotation, cellular component: Golgi membrane; endoplasmic reticulum membrane; COPII-coated ER to Golgi transport vesicle. The record is from RefSeq and is a predicted model, not a curated record. Gene Ontology annotation, biological process: endoplasmic reticulum to Golgi vesicle-mediated transport. Bases 96 to 329 code for a protein of 77 amino acids.